Scutellospora calospora is the source of this 872-nucleotide messenger RNA. The record is from the annotation of a GenBank genome assembly. NCBI's taxonomy places the organism in Eukaryota, Fungi, Glomeromycota, Glomeromycetes, Diversisporales, Gigasporaceae.
GAGACCAUAACAAGCACUUUAAUAAUACAAUAUAUUGUCUUAAAGAACUUGAAACACAUAGUAUUUACGAAAUGAUAACAAGAAAUGUUAAAGAAUCAGAUGCAACGUUAAUUCUAUUUCAUGAAAUAGAAGAAUAUAAAUUAGAAGUUACAGUUGAAAUUGUCAAGGAAUUUGGGAAACAAUUAAAGAUAAUAUGCCUUGAUGAAAGUUAUAAUAUCGAGCAAAUUUUAAAUUGGAUCAGUGAUUAUAAUAUCAGAUAUUUAUACAUAACAGGCUCUGAGGAAAUUUUACCUGGCGUUUAUCAAGAAGCAUAUGAAUUCAUAUAUAAAUUAUUGAAAAUGAUUAUGGAUAUUCAACUAAUAAGUUAUGAACAUGUACCAUCAUUAAUUAGGCUGGAUAGUGACGAUGUCUUCAGCAACAUUAAAUAUUCUGAACCUGUAGCUACUAUCAGUGAUAAAGAUUGUAUGAAAAUCGAAGAUAAGCCUUUAAUUCUGAAUGACUUUAUAUCAGUGCAUUCUACUAUUUUUCAAAGACCAUUAGCAACUGAAUACGCUGAAGCUGAGCAAUUGUAUUCACUACUUAAAGAAUAUAAAGAUAAAAUUGAUAAUAUACUGAACUCACAACAUGUGUAUGCAAUAGGUCCCGCCUUUCAGGAAGACUAUUCUAUGCCAUGUAUUACUUGUUGGGUUGCUAAGUCUCUAAAUAAAUCUGCUAUGGAAAAAAUUUCAGCCAUGUUUGAUGAUAAGUUUAGAGUUGUAUACCAUCUGGUGAAUGCCGAAAACAUUACUGAUAGCUGCAAUAAUCAGGAUAAAAUUACGUGUGAGACAUUAAGAAAGGAUAGCAAUGAGCUUGAUAAUAACAUUCCGAGAUGA